Monascus purpureus is the source of this 1926-nucleotide messenger RNA. NCBI's taxonomy places the organism in Eukaryota, Fungi, Ascomycota, Eurotiomycetes, Eurotiales, Aspergillaceae. The record is from the annotation of a GenBank genome assembly.
AUGGGCCUAGGGAAGACUCUGCAGACAAUAACGUUGCUGUGGACAUUGUUAAAACAGAAUCCUAUAUACGGGGAGCCGCCAAUAGUUCAAAAAGCUCUCAUUGUAUGCCCCGUGACACUGAUCAACAAUUGGAGAAAGGAGUUUCGCAAGUGGCUUGGAAGCGAACGGAUUGGGGUAUUCGUUUUCGAUGACAAGCGAAAGCGGUUGACCGAUUUUACCAUGGGCAAGGCUUACAAUGUUAUGAUCGUCGGAUACGAAAAGCUGAGGACUGUACAGGAGAACUUGGCGAAAGGCGCAGGCGUUGACAUUAUCAUUGCAGACGAGGGCCACCGACUCAAGACACUACAAAAUAAGAGCGGCCAAGCAAUUCAAUCACUGAACGCAACAAAGAGAGUAAUUCUCUCCGGAACUCCAAUACAGAACGACUUGCGAGAAUUCUUUGCAGCCGUGGAUCUGGUCAAUCCGGGCAUUCUGGGGACUUUCAAAGCAUUUAUUAGGGAGUUCGAGGGCCCGAUUAUCAGAAGCAGACAACCAGAAGCCACCAGAAAAGACAUUGAAAAGGGGGAGGCCAGGAAUGAAGAACUGCGGAGUCUGACAUCCAUGUUUAUCUUGCGCAGGACGGCCGAUAUUCUGGCCAAAUACCUCCCACCGAAAACGGAAUACGUGCUAUUUUGCAGCCCAACUCCUACACAGGCGAAUAUAUACAGGAAUGUGCUAGCCUCUCCCAUGUUCCAGUGUGCCAUGGGAAAUUCCGAAAGCGCUCUGCAACUUAUAACGAUACUGAAGAAGCUCUGCAAUAGCCCAUCACUGCUUUCGAAGGACGGCAAUGGACAGCCAUCCAACGACUCGACCAGCGCCUUAUUAUCCUCUCUUCCUCCCAAGCUUCUCCGCCACUUCACUCCUUCUUCGAGCGGCAAAAUACGCGUCCUGGAUCAGCUUUUGCAUAACCUACAUACAGCCACGUCUGAGAAGAUAGUCCUCGUCUCUAACUACACCUCCACCCUGAACCUGCUCGCAACGCUGCUUAGUUCACUCUCCCUCCCAUUCCUCCGUCUGGAUGGCACCACCCCAGUGCAGAAGCGUCAGUCACUCGUUGACGAUUUCAACCGCCUCCCAGCGAGCUCCUGCUUCGCAUUCCUCCUCUCCGCCAAGGCGGGUGGAACAGGACUCAAUCUGAUUGGCGCAAGUCGUCUUGUCCUUUUCGAUGUGGAUUGGAAUCCUGCCACAGAUAUCCAGGCCAUGGCACGCAUUCAUCGUGACGGGCAAACGAGGCACUGCCGGAUAUACCGGAUCCUGCUCAAGGGGAGCCUAGAGGAGAAGAUCUGGCAGCGCCAGGUGACCAAGAUCGGACUGGCAGAUAGUGUUAUGGAGAAUAAAGACAGUGUCGCACAGUUCUCACGCGAGGAGCUAAAGGACCUCUUCCGAUUGGACGAGGAGAGUACAUGUCAAACCCAUGAGCUUCUGGGCUGUGAAUGUGGAGGCCGAGGGCAGCGACAGCACGGCAAUGCCAAGAGCGAAGUCGAUGUUAUUUCUAUAUCUGACUCCGAAGAUGAGUUGAGCGACGCUUCAGAUGCGUUCCUGCCUGACUUCCCGACUCUCAUCAAAGCCUCUGAGCUGAAACUCCGACAAGAGGAACAACAACGACAGCAACAGCAGCGCGGACCUCCCGGGAACCGGAACCUUCGCAGAAAAGGCUCCAGCAAACAGAAGAGCAAGAUGAAACAGUCCCUUGCAUUGUACACACAUAUCGACCCUGGCCUUCUCUCAGGACACCGUGGGGAGACUGGACAAGCGGCUGAUCUCGACAUGGACAUCCAAAAAGAGCUUGAUGACGACCUUGUUCUGUUCCCUUUGCUCAAAGAUGAAGACAACAGAGUUGAUUUUAUCUUCAAAAAAUGCAAUAGGAGCUCAGGGGAAGGGAGUUAG